AUGGGUGAUUUGUUUCCGAGUAUACAGAGGAGUACGCUGGCCAGUGACGUAGACGGCGAUAAUUGGAGUGUUCCUGGCCUUGAUGAGUACAGCACUGAUGAAGAGUUGGCUUCCGUGGAACUAUUCAAGGACUAUCCGGAAGGACUGCUGCGCUUUGCAUCAGUAUGCUGCGUUUUAUUCAUGCUUGUGGGAAUCCCCGGCAAUUUCAUCACUAUCGUGGCGUUGGCGCGCUGUAAAAAAGUGCGUAAUGCAACAGCCGUUUUUAUAAUGAACCUGUCCUGCUCUGAUCUGCUGUUCUGCUGCUUUAACCUGCCCCUAGCAGCGUCUACGUUUUGGCAGCGCUCGUGGGCACAUGGGCGGACCCUAUGCCGGAUGUUCCCUCUGGCCAGAUACGCCUUGGUUGCAGUCUCACUAUUUACAGUGCUUGCUAUCACUAUCAACAGAUAUGUUAUGAUCUCGCAUCCUAGACUUUAUCCCAAGUUAUAUAAAAAACAAUAUCUGGCCUUGAUGGUAGCAGGAACAUGGCUUUUCUCAUUCGGGGCUCUUAUCGCGACGUGGCUCGAAAAAUGGGGUCGUUUCGGUCUAGAUCCAUCCAUUGGAUCGUGUUCAAUUCUUCCAGAUCACAAUAAUCGUUCUCCCAAAGAAUUUCUUUUCGUUGGCGCGUUCAUGCUUCCCUGCUUAGCUAUAGUUAUUUGCUAUGCACGUAUAUUUUGCAUUGUUAGAGAAGCUGCUAGACGCUCCAGAGCGCCUUUCAAGGGGAGACCGCGUCCUGGUUUAGAAGAUUCCGCAGUCGGUUCCGCAUCCACUGCGCUAGAACGCUCGCCAGGCCCGGAAAAUGGUGUCAAUCACAGUAGUGUACCUAGGAAGGCACUUCUAGCACCACCCAUACUUCAUUGUCCAGUCACCCCAGGUCCCGAACGGUCGUCAUCUUCCGGGGUGGACACUCUGGAUGGUCAUGAUGAUGAAUGCGCUCUAGAUGCAAAGCCCCGAACUCCAAGUGGCGGAGAGACUGCUAAGCGCCUCCGACAAGCAGCGGUCGUUCUAAAGCGAUCACCAGCACCCAUUAGGGCUCCCCGUUUGACUCCAAAGGACAGAAAAUUACUAAAAAUGAUAAUGGCAAUCAUGUUAUCGUUCUGGGUGUGCUAUCUGCCAAUAACGUUGACAAAGAUAUUCCGCGAGUUCACGUCACACCCCGCGGCGAACAUCGCGGGCUACAUACUCAUAUACCUGACGACGUGUAUCAAUCCUAUUAUAUAUGUGGUGAUGUCGAGCGAAUACCGGCAAGCUUACAAGAACCUAUUAAUGUGUAAGCGAAGGGCGUGA
Molecule: messenger RNA, 1323 nt
Organism: Pieris macdunnoughi
Lineage: Eukaryota; Metazoa; Arthropoda; Insecta; Lepidoptera; Pieridae
Source: the annotation of a GenBank genome assembly